AAAGCUUGUUUCAGAGAGUUUGAUGUAAGUCGUAAGACAAUGGCUGAUAAGCGCAAACUUCUUGGUGACAUUGAUAGAUGUCACAAAAAGGUUGCUGAAGGUGUUGAAUCUUUCAAGGAGACUUGGAAAAAGCUUCAGCAAGCAUGUAAUCCCAAUCAGAAGGAAAAAUAUGAACAAGAUCUCAAGAAGGAAAUAAAGAAGUUGCAAAGGCUACGAGAUCAGAUAAAAACCUGGUGUGCAUCAAAUGAGGUUAAGGAUAAAAGGCCGCUUUUAGAAGACAGAAAACUUAUAGAAACUCAGAUGGAAACGUUCAAAAUUGUUGAAAGAGACUCCAAAACUAAGGCAUACUCUAAAGAGGCAUUAGGAUUACCUGCAAAGAUAGAUCCUGCUGAAAAAGAAAAGUAUGAGUUACGGGAGUGGUUGAAUAAGACAAUUGAAUCUUUAAACAUUGAAACAGACAAACUGGAGGCAGAUGUUGAAACCAUUCAUGCUCAUAAUAGGAAAGGUAAAAGUAAAGAUAAGCAACAGGAAAAGCUGGAUGAACUUCAGGAAUUUAUCGCUAAGCACAGGUGGCAUAUUGUCCGUCUUGAAGCAUUGCUUCGAAUGUUGGAUAACGACAAUAUUGAGGUGGAUGAUGUGAAAGGGAUCCAGGAAGAUGUUGACUUCUAUCUGACAGAUUAUAAAGAACCUGAUUACGUUGACAAUGAAUACCUGUACACAGAUAUUGUUGACCCAGACAUCUUGAACAGUUCAUUACUAACAGACAAUAGGUUAACAUCAAAUCACUCUGAUGAUGAGCUUGACGAGGAUGAAGAGAGUAACAUGGAUGAUAGUUUUUCUCAAGUUUCCCACGAGUCUUCACAACACAACAACGAUUUCAGUGAGAUACCACCCACCAGUCCCACCACCAAGGCUGCUAUUAAAGCAAAGACUAUUGUUCCUCCAGCUCCACCAGCAGCUGCAGUAGCUGCACCAAGAUCACGCCACCCAACACCUAACUCCAGUACCCCAAGUGUUACCACCCCUCCUGCAAGUAUAGCACCCCAACCAGUUCUGGUCAAACCUCCUCAACCCAAAACCCCACCAAACAAUUUAAUUUCACCACCAGUUUUCUCUUCAGCUCCUCCAAGUUCGACGACAAGUUCACUGUACACAAACCAUCAUGUACCGAGCACUGAAUCUGUUAGAUCACCACCAUCAGUCCCAACACCUGCCCCCUCCAGCACCCCUUCAGAAAACAUUCAGAGUACAGAAGAAGAUUUAAACCAAGAAGCAUUUGUGUUGGAUCCUAUUUUGGGUGUCAGUCCUCUGGGACCUCUUCCCCUGACAACAGAAAGAGCCAUGCAAAUGGAAAUGUUAGAAGCAGCUGCUGGCAAUCUCCCCCAGCCUAACGACUCUAAUAGAGUGAGAUCGUUAAACCUGAUAAAUUCAUUCCCAAAUUUCCCAGCUCAGAUCCCUCCUCAUCACUACCAUAGCUAUGACCCAAAACACAACUUCGACUCCUUCGAGUACUUCAAAAAUUUGGUUCCUGACACCCUGUUUUUCAUAUUUUACUUCUACGAGGGCACGAGAGCUCAGUACUACGCUGCCAAGGCUCUGAAAGAGCAGCACUGGAGGUUCCACAAAAAGAUCAAAAUGUGGUUUCAGAGGUAUGAAGAGCCUAAAGAGAUUGUAGAGUCUCACGAGACUGGGACAUACGUGUAUUUCGACAUCGAUCUCUGGCAGCAGAGAACAAAAGAAGACUUCAAAUUUGAGUACAAAUGGUUGGAAGAGAACAACCUGGACGAAUGAACCAAAUUGUAAACAAUUUUGUACUUUUCCUGUAAUCUAAGAUUGGUGGUGAUUUAAUUUUAAUAAACUGACAUGAGCUGCGCUUGCUUUGGUGAAAUGAGAGUUAAUAUAUUAUUUUCCCAAGUGUUUGAAAUUUAUAUUCAUCCGUUUGUUGAAGACGAUUCUCUGUGAGAAUAGUCUGCUGGAAAUAUAUAAUUUUAUUUUUAGACUUUCGGUAUUAUUUGAUGUUGAUUUAAGUUAAAAUUGUUUAUGUGAGCUUCAUCACAACCAGUUUUACAUAUGAAAUAACAUACCUUGAGUUAUUUGAUUUUUAAUGCUUUUACGCUUCAAUUAUUGAUUGAUAUU
Messenger RNA from Bolinopsis microptera, 2136 nucleotides. Its product is annotated as CCR4-NOT transcription complex subunit 3-like. Lineage: Eukaryota; Metazoa; Ctenophora; Tentaculata; Lobata; Bolinopsidae. The record is from RefSeq and is a predicted model, not a curated record. Gene Ontology annotation, biological process: nuclear-transcribed mRNA poly(A) tail shortening; regulation of DNA-templated transcription. Bases 40 to 1791 code for a protein of 583 amino acids. Gene Ontology annotation, cellular component: CCR4-NOT core complex; P-body; nucleus. The transcript has a single exon.